CCUUGCGUGCGGAAAUAUGGCGGCUGCGGUGGUAGCCUGACGGAGGUUUAAAUUUUCUUGCUUCCAAUGAAAGAGCUAAGAAAAUACAUGGAGAAAAGAAAAUGGCAUUGACCGAGUGCUUGCUAAUCGCCCGCGUUGGAUAGGUGUGGCGAAAACGACUUGACAAGCACACUGACAGAGACGGGAAAGACGAUCUGUGCCUAAGCUAACUUUAGGAAAGGGUACCCGGGGUCCGGGUACGCUUGAGCCCGGGAGAAGAGCUCCAGAGGACGGAAACACUGGACACGGAAGUUGAAGAAAGAAAGGCAGUGGGGGUGGGGUUGUAUCGGUCUCCAGUCCUGCGUGGGUUUGUCAAGAUCGAUUCGGUCGAGUUUCUGAGGUGGAGACACUACUACCUAGCUAAUGUUCGCUAACUGCAGUCGCGACUGUGUUAACGUUAUCCUACUAGCUAUGAUAGCAAGUUUACUUCCAGCGCUGCAUAACUCGACUAGCUGGAAUUAGCCCGGCAACAGUAAACAAAGUGUUUAUCGCUAGCCCACUUAGCAAUAUAGCACUGCUUUCAUUGCUCAGUGAUAGCGCAUAGCGUCAGCUGAAGUUUUGAGUUGAUCAGAAACGCAACACACUAGAGCACAAAAGUUCUUAACAUGAAUGCACAGCAUUUAAUGUCAGCUACCUAACGGUAAGCGUUCAGGGAAAAGGUUGUUAUUAACAGUACUAUUUCUCUGUUGUGGCGAGCAAGCUAUGACUACUGACAUUUGCCAAGAAUAAGCUUCACCCACCAGUUGCACAUUCAGUGGGCCGCGAUCUAAUACUAAAAUCUAACGCUGGCUAGCCACUUAACGUUGCAAUAGAGUGAAACUAGUUUACAGCAGGCUAAUUGGCCAGGAUUAGUCAAAUUAACCGGAACUUUGAUGAGCUAUUCUGUGACAAGGUGAUACUGAGUUUUAACAGCAACUUACUCGACUGGUUUUUGGUAGGUAAUUGGCUACCCAAAGGUCGUUGUUGCCUUUCUGUAUUUGUGCUGGAAUUGUGAUUUUAAAUCAAGUCCAGUAUCAAACGUGACACGGAAGGGACGCAUUCAGUGAAAUGUCUCUUGGUAGUUCCAUACACUGUGAUGCACGUGUUGUUUUUAAAACUUUAAAUCAUGAAUCCCAUUGUCAAGGCCUGUUACCGUUGACUACUAAUUUUGUGCUAUUGUGUGUACCAUUAGAUACAUUUCAGUCAUAGGGACGGAUAUGGGUCGUUUUCUUUUGACUGACAGCUAGCUGAAGCUUAACAGUUUGGAAACGAAUAUGCCGAUUUAUUUCAGGUUAGAACACACAAAUUCAAAUAUUCAAACAAUGUAAACUAAUGCACCGUGUUGCCUUGCGACGUAAGGAAAGAUUUCUGCAAGGUGUGCGUUUAUGUAUCACGACUGUUGUGCCUUCUUAAAGCAAGUGCCUGAUCCAAAGUCUUCGGGCCUACCGCCAUAGUGACUGUUUAAAUGGUUGGACUGUAGUUGGUUAUACUCGAUAGCCGUAUAUAAAAUGAGAAUGUCAUUUUAGUUGUGGAUAUCCGUGGUGCUUGCUGGGUUGCUCAAUGCUAAAUUGUUACUAUUACUAGGAAUGACACUCAUUUCUAAAUUUCAGUCUCAACAAGCGACAGAGCAGCAGCGUGUCUUUGGCUUUGGGUUAGCACAUGUGGGUUUUGGGUGUUAACCGAAUAUCAGUGUUCUUAUUAUGACUUCGGACUCCUCUGUGCGUUAGUCUCAGACAUAACCAGGCGUGUAGUAUCUGUUUUCACACCACAGGUAAAUGGACUUGUGCUUUUAAGCCAUUCAGCCGAAUAUCAUUGGCCUUGUGCCCCUGACAUAAAAGCAGCUGUUUCUGAGGGGGGUUUAAAAACAAGACGCUAGACUGUUGCCAAGAUACCGAACCGCAGUCCCGCCGGAUUGAAUGUAGCGUUAGACGCUGAAGGCGCUCGGUGUCAGUGGGCCCGGGGAAGCACGUGCAUGACUCUGAGCCGGAGUCCCCGCAUCGCCCGCGUGUGUCGGAACCGUCCGGCGCCAGCAGCGCCCCGCGGCCGGGGAGCAGAGCGCGGGGGAGGCCCGCGCCCGAGCGGUCCAUGAACGUUGAGGAGCGUCGGGCGGGACACAUCGGGAAUUUCGGGCCUCUUUUUCCGCCCUUUCCGCGGCCAGAUCUCGCCUCCCCCCCUCCCUCCUCCUCCCCGUGUCCCCGCCCCGCCGCUGGCUGCCCUGACCGCCGGACCGCCAGAGACCCCCUGCGCGGCUCCCGGCUGCGGCCCGGCGCUCCGCCUCCAUGGGGCAGCAGCCGGGGAAGUUCGUAGGGGACCAGAGGCGCCCGAGCCUGCCGGCGCUGCACUUCAUCAAAGGCCGGCGGGAGUCAUCCCGCCAUGGGGCCCCGCACUGCAACGUCUUCACCGUGCACGAAGCUCUCCAGCGCCCGGAUUUCGAGCCCCAGGGUCUGACGGAGGCGGCCCGCUGGAACUCCAAAGAGAACCUGCUGUCGGGACCCAGCGAGAAUGACCCCAAUCUGUUUGUGGCCCUGUACGACUUUGUGGCGAGUGGGGACAACACGCUCAGCAUCACUAAAGGGGAAAAGCUGCGGGUCCUGGGCUACAACCACAAUGGCGAGUGGUGCGAGGCCCAGACCAAGAACGGCCAGGGCUGGGUGCCUAGCAACUACAUCACGCCGGUCAACAGCCUGGAGAAGCACAGCUGGUACCACGGGCCGGUGUCUCGCAACGCGGCUGAGUACCUGCUGAGCAGCGGCAUCAACGGCAGCUUCCUGGUGCGCGAGAGCGAGAGCAGCCCGGGCCAGAGGUCCAUCUCCCUGCGCUACGAGGGCCGCGUCUACCACUACCGCAUCAACACCGCGUCCGACGCCAAGCUCUACGUGUCCUCGGAGAGCCGCUUCAACACGCUGGCCGAGCUGGUGCACCACCACUCCACGGUGGCGGACGGCCUCAUCACCACGCUGCACUACCCGGCGCCCAAGCGCAACAAGCCCACCAUCUAUGGCGUCUCGCCCAACUACGACAAGUGGGAGAUGGAGCGCACCGACAUCACCAUGAAGCACAAGCUGGGCGGCGGCCAGUACGGCGAGGUCUACGAGGGCGUCUGGAAGAAGUACAACCUCACCGUGGCCGUCAAGACGCUGAAGGAGGACACCAUGGAGGUGGAGGAGUUUCUGAAGGAGGCGGCGGUGAUGAAGGAGAUCAAACAUCCCAACCUGGUCCAGCUGCUCGGCGUGUGCACGCGGGAGCCGCCCUUCUACAUCAUCACGGAGUUCAUGACCCACGGCAACCUGCUGGACUACCUGCGCGAGUGUAACCGCGAGGAGGUGAACGCCGUGGUGCUGCUCUACAUGGCCACGCAGAUCUCCUCCGCCAUGGAGUACCUGGAGAGGAAGAACUUCAUCCACAGGGAUCUGGCUGCGCGGAACUGUCUGGUCGGGGAGAACCACCUGGUGAAGGUGGCGGACUUUGGGCUGAGCCGGCUCAUGACCGGGGACACCUACACGGCACACGCGGGCGCCAAGUUCCCCAUCAAAUGGACCGCUCCGGAGAGCCUGGCCUACAACAAGUUCUCCAUCAAGUCCGACGUGUGGGCGUUCGGGGUCCUGCUGUGGGAGAUCGCCACCUACGGGAUGUCCCCGUACCCCGGCAUCGACCUGUCCCAGGUGUACGAGCUCCUGGAGAAGGACUACCGCAUGGACCGGCCCGAGGGCUGCCCCGAGAAGGUCUACCAGCUCAUGAAAGCCUGCUGGAAGUGGAACCCGGCCGAGAGGCCGUCCUUCGCCGAAACACACCAGGCCUUCGAGACCAUGUUCCAGGAGUCCAGCAUCUCAGACGAGGUGGAGAAGGAGCUGGGGAAGAAGGGGCGGAAGGUGACUCUGGGCCCCGCCCAACAGGCCCCUGAGCUGCCCACCAAGACCAGAACCCUGCGGAGGAACGUGGACAACAAGGAUGGAGACGGGCUAGAUGUAGCAGAGCCCGAGGUGGCGGUCUCGCCCAUGCUACCCCGGAAGGAGAGGGUGUUCCUGGACAGCAACCUGAACGAGGACAAGGACAAGGACAAGUCCAAGACCAGCAUCUUCAGCCUCAUCAGGAAGAAGAAGAAGACGGCGGCGCCCACGCCGCCCAAACGCAGCAGCUCCUUCCGCGAUGUGGACGGCCACCUGGACCGCCGCGCCGGGAUGGUGGCGAUCGACGGCCGGGACGACUUCAACAACGGCUCCCUGGUCGGGGACGCCCAUCCCGUCGACCCCAGCAAGUUCCUGAGCACCAACAACAACGGCGGCGGCGGCAUCACCAACGGGGCCCCCCUGUACCCGGGGCCCUUCCCGCCGCAGGCUCGCAGGAAGGGCGGCCCCGCGCCGUCCGGUGUCGGGGCGAGUAAGGGGGCGGCUGCCCCGCCGGGGGAGGAGGACCCCGUGUCCAACUCCAAGCGGUUCCUCCGCUCGUCCUCGACCUCCAGCGUGCCCCCCGGGCCGGACCGCACCGAGUGGAAGUCCGUGACGCUGCCCCGCGACCCGCAGUCCCGCCACCACUUCGACUCGGGGACCUUCGACAGGCGCCGCGACAAGCCGGCCCUGCCCCGCAAGCGGGUGGGCGAGCAGAGGGCCGACGGCGCCCCGCCCCGCUCGGGAGCGCUCACCCCGCCCCCGCGGCUGCCCAAGAAGGCGGAGGAGCCGGCGGACGACGUGUUCCGGGACGGCGAGUCCAGCCCGGGGUCCAGCCCGCCCAGCCUGACGCCCAAGCUGGGCCGCCGGCCCCAGGGGGCGAGCGACCCGGGCGAGGCGUCCCGCACCAGCGCCCUGCAGGCCGAGCUGCUCAAGCCCAACGUGUUCCCCGCCAUGGGCGCCGCCGGGCAGGAGUGCCGCGCCCGCCGUAACAAGCACGGCCCCGACCAGUCCCAGCACAGGGACCGCGGAAAGUUCCAGAAGCCCAAACCGGCCCCGCCACCCCCGCCGUCCUCUUCCAAGUCCGGGAAGGCCUCCUGGAGCCCCACCCACGAACUCCCCCCGACAGACGGCAAAAGCAAGGCCGCCCCGCACCUCGACCCGUACCCCGGUGGCUCCAACCCGGCUGAACAGGGGCGAGCCCCACCACCGCCGCCGGAGGCCAGCAAAAAACCCAGCCUGACCUCCGCCCCCAAACUCCCGCCUCCCAAAACCGGGUCCCCCACCUCCGCCCCCGCCCAGCCGCCGCCCCUCGGCGGGGAGCAGGCGAACCCCACGUCCUUCAUCCCCCUCAUCACCACCCGCCGCUCGCUGCGCAAGACCCGCCAGCCCGCGGAGAAGCAGCCCAGCCCCGCCGUCACCCGGGAGAUGGUGCUGGAGGGCACCGAGCGGCUGCGGACCGCCAUCGAGCGCAACUCGGAGCAGACGGGCAGCCACGGCGCCGUCCUGGAAGCGGGCAAGAACCUGUCCAAGUACUGCGUCAGCUACGUGGAGUCCAUCCAGCAGAUGAGGAACAAGUUCGCCUUCCGCGAGGCCAUCAACAAGCUGGAGCAGAGCCUGCGGGACCUGCAGAUCUGCCCCGCCACCACCGGGGGCAGCGCGCAGCAGCAGGACUUCGCCAAGCUGAUGUCCUCCGUCAAGGAGAUCAGCGACAUCGUGCAGAGGUAGCGCUGUGGGAAAGGCGCUGGAGGGUGGGGCUGGGGGGGGGUGUGCCUCCAAACUGUCUACGGCGGUCCGGCGGCCCGGACUGUGUCGGUCCAGAGCGUGAGCAGGGGCGUGGGCGGGCCGGGAGGGCCAGCUCGUAGCGUGAAGCUCACUGACAUUCCUUCCCUCGUUGCCUGAUAGAUGGUAUUUUAAGAAAAAAAAAAGAAAAACAAGGAAAAAAAAUGAAAGCAAAAAACAGGGCAGGGUUCUGUGCACAGAAUCAACAGAACCUUUUAACCUUUUCUGUUGUGUCUGGGUUUUUUGAAACACAAAAACAAAAUAUCUUACAGAAACAAAUGCAACACUGCGUUUUAAAGCCUUGGCUAAAAGGCUUGUGCUUGAGUCUGCAUUCACUUGAAUUGUUUUUAAUUGGUUUACCGGUCCAUAUUUUCCUUAUGAAUAUUUCAAAUGAAUAUUACUGCGAAUAAAGCCAUCAUGCUUUUUUAACGGUCUGCUGUGAGGAGGAUGGCCUACAUUCCUCGUUUGAGUCUCAUUUGUCGAGUUCUUGCCUGAUGCGUGUGGGGGAGGUUUCUUUAUUUCCAGAGCACCGUGGACGUGUAUGCCUUUGGACAGUUGCCUUCUGGGACAGGGCGAGAGCGAAGGAAAGAGAGGUGUUUUAGCCGUGUCACUCACGGGGUACGCAGCACCGGAGUCUGUGUGAGACUGAACUGCCUUUGAGAACGUUCCGGAGGCAGGGAGUUCCCCCAAAGGUCGUGACCUUUUUCCGUUUCCCUUCCCCUGUCACGGCCGCCGACGCGUCGUUAAAAACGCGGACGUUUUUUUUUUCGCGGGGCUGGGAUUGGACCGGGUGCCUUCACUGAAAUCGCUGCAAUAUUACGCCAAGGAGAGGACCUGGGGGCGGAGAGGCCGCCGUCUUCUCUGCGCCGUCCUCCGAACGCACUCGUGCCUUAACCGUCUACAGGGCCGCCGUCCAGGAACGCGGGACCACCGGCGGCCCGGCCGGAGAGUCGGGACCCUGAUGGACGGUCCUGUUACUUUUGUUUAUGGUUUGUGUUAAGAAUUCAGUACGUCUCUCACGUUUGCCGACAGUGUGGAAGCCUGACUGACGCCUCAUCACGUAACCCAACACACUACUGUCUCCAGGAGGUCUGGGGAACGACCAGGAAUAAACUCAAACUAUUGUA
This is a messenger RNA of Anguilla anguilla (European eel), 6811 nucleotides long. Its product is annotated as tyrosine-protein kinase ABL1-like. Lineage: Eukaryota; Metazoa; Chordata; Actinopteri; Anguilliformes; Anguillidae. The transcript has 11 exons. The coding region runs from base 2298 to 5630 and encodes 1110 amino acids. The record is from RefSeq and is a predicted model, not a curated record. Gene Ontology annotation, biological process: protein phosphorylation; regulation of apoptotic process. Gene Ontology annotation, molecular function: protein binding; ATP binding; non-membrane spanning protein tyrosine kinase activity.